This is a messenger RNA of Oenanthe melanoleuca, 5375 nucleotides long. It is a transcript of the gene LOX, whose product is annotated as lysyl oxidase. The transcript has 7 exons. Gene Ontology annotation, biological process: peptidyl-lysine oxidation. The record is from RefSeq and is a predicted model, not a curated record. The coding region runs from base 351 to 1685 and encodes 444 amino acids. Gene Ontology annotation, molecular function: protein-lysine 6-oxidase activity; copper ion binding. NCBI's taxonomy places the organism in Eukaryota, Metazoa, Chordata, Aves, Passeriformes, Muscicapidae.
CCAGCGCGGGCCGGAGGACGAUGAGAGGCUGAUUGUUUGCUCCGGCUCCCAUUCGCAUCCCCUCGCCUAUAAAUACCAGGGAGAAGAAAAGCCGCUCUCGCCGCCUCCCCCGGGCCGGGUUUCCUUUCCGACGGCCCGACCUGCCCCGAUGGCACCUCCCGGGUGCCGCAGAGCCUGAGAUCCCGCUGCCGCCCGCCGCUUCCAGAGGCGCAGCCCGCACCCCCGGCCGCCCCGCACCGCCCCCCCGCUCCAUCCCCAGCAGGAAAGGCGCCCCUCGCUCCGCUCUCCCCCCUCCCCUCCCGGUCUCGCCCGUGUCUCUCUGCCCGCCGGCGCCCGCCAAAGAGGAGAAGAUGCGUUUCGCGCCGCCGGGGCUCCUGCUCGCCCAGCUUCACGCCUGCAUCUACUGGAGCUGCCUCUGCCCCGCCGGCUGCCAGCAGCAGCCGCCGCGCCGGGAUCCCCCGCCGCCGCCCGCCGCCUGGAGGCAGCGGAUCCAGUGGGAGAACAACGGGCAGGUGUACAGCCUGCUGAGCCUGGGCUCGCAGUACCAGCCCCCGCGGCGCAGGCAGGCGGCGGAGGCGGCGGGCAGCCCCAUCCUGCUGCUGCGGAACAACGGCACGCUGCAGCCGCGGAGAGCCGCCCGCCCCGCCGCCGCGCAGCCCCAGCCCCAGCCCCUGCCCGCCGCCGGCAGCCGCGCCGCCUCCGGCGCCCGGCACUGGUUCCAGGCCGGCUACCAGGCUCCCGCCGGGGGCCGCGCCGCCGCCGCGCCCCGCAGCCCCGCGGCCGCCGCCUCCGCCGCCCGCAGCGCCGCCCCGGGCGCGCCGCGACCCAGCCCCGCCGGCGGCACCGGCACCGACGGCAACGGGAGCAGCGCCGGGGCCGGCAGCCUGCCGCCCCUGAGCAGCUUCAGGCCCGGCCGGGAAGAUGUCAUGGUAGGAGACGACCCCUACAACCCCUACAAGUACACGGACGAUAACCCCUACUACAACUACUACGACACCUACGAGCGGCCCCGCCAGGGCAGCAGGUACAGACCCGGCUACGGCACCGGCUACUUCCAGUACGGUCUCCCUGACUUAGUCCCGGAUCCCUAUUACAUCCAGGCGUCCACAUAUGUCCAGAGGAUGUCCAUGUAUAACCUGAGAUGUGCUGCCGAGGAGAACUGCUUGGCAAGUUCAGCUUAUCGAGCAGAUGUGAGAGACUACGACAAUCGGGUGCUCCUGAGAUUCCCCCAAAGAGUGAAAAACCAAGGCACAUCGGAUUUCCUGCCCAGCAGACCCCGUUAUUCAUGGGAGUGGCACAGCUGUCACCAACAUUAUCACAGCAUGGAUGAGUUCAGCCACUAUGACUUGUUGGAUGCGAGCUCCCAUAGAAAAGUUGCUGAAGGACACAAAGCAAGUUUCUGCCUUGAAGAUACUUCCUGUGAUUAUGGAUAUUACAGGCGGUAUGCAUGUACAGCACACACACAGGGUCUGAGCCCUGGCUGCUACGACACUUACAAUGCUGACAUAGAUUGCCAGUGGAUUGAUAUUACUGACGUAAAACCUGGAAAUUACAUUCUGAAGGUGAGUGUGAACCCCAGCUACCUGGUGCCCGAAUCCGAUUACUCCAACAACAUAGUCCGCUGCGACAUCCGCUACACGGGCCACCACGCCUAUGCCUCUGGCUGCACAAUUUCACCAUACUGAGAAAGAUGCAAGAAAUCGAUGAGAUGGUGCCAAAUGUUUUGAAGUGUCAUUAUACAAACUUCACUAGGAUGCAAACACAAUAGAGACAAAGCUACAGAACAUACACAGAUACACCCACACACCUUAUUGUGACUUUGAAGCACUUCUGCUGCUUCUCAACCAAAACUUAACUGGAUUUUAAGAAUCUAAAUUGGCAUUACUUGUAUUGCUAUUGAAAUGUGUGAAACUGGUGCUUCAUGUAGAGAUAUUUUAAUUUUUGAUAAUCUAACUCAUAAGAACACGGGACCAUUUUUUAGCUCCUUCAAAUUUGGAGUUUCUGUGAUAAUAGCCUUCAGUGGGAACAUUACUGGUGAAUGAGUUGAGCAAAUUUUAAAAUGUAGAAAAAAAUGUAUGCAAAAUGAAUUAAAUAAAACUCAAGAGAAAGUACUAAUGUCAGCUAUCUCAGAAAAUACCAUAAUGGAAAACAGAUUAAGAGUAAUGAUACAGUACCAUUAAAAAUUCUUGCUAGGACACAUUGGUAUGAAAGAGAGAAGUAUGUUCAGUUUUCAAGAAAUAUUAACAUAUAGCAGAGAAAUACAUAUAUAUUAUAUAUAUCAGUUAUACCCCUGAAAGAAAAGUUAUGUUUACAUUUUUAAUACAUUUGAAGUUUUUCCAUUUUUUCAAGUGAAAAACAGAUGGAAUUUUGAAAUACACCUUUCAUCUGUGAAAAUUAAUUAAAAAGCUUACCCACCUUUAUAUGUCCAAGAUAUUUUUCAAGGUGGGACUUUUAAAAAACUUCUGCAAACUUGAUGAGGAUAAAAAAAUACCUGUCAAGAAAUGGGCUCUUGGAGAUGAUGAAGAGUCCCUGAUGUGGUCUUGUGUGAAAAACAUCCAACUUGAGCAGGUUAACCAUCAAAAUAAUAUAGGCAACUAACUCAGGUGGCACCACAAACAGAAGUAGGUCAGAAUCUCUUACAAAGUAUUUUUAGCGUGAAGAAAACCUACUACCUGCUUCCCCCUUAAGUACUGUAGUUGACUUUAAAAUGUAUAUCUCAGUAUUCAAAAUAACAAAGUUUAAAAUAUACUAUAUAGAGAAGAAGAGCAAAAGUCAGUGUAUAUAACAUCCUACUUUAGGCUGUUCAGGAACCAAAUGCAACAUUGUUAAGGGGAAAAACUUCCAGCCCAAAUUAAUGUUUUUGCUGAACUGCUUAACUGGUGCUGGGUAUACUACUCCUCCUCCCAUCCCCAAAUUAUUUUGCUUUUGCAGUGCACCCUGCUGUAAGCUACAGUAGCUGUGAUUUUUGUUUUAAACUGUGAAAUGACAUAUCACAAGGGGAUCUGGCAGUUUUUUUCAGAAGAUUUCUGAUCAUGUAAAAUGAAGAAUCUACUUUUGGAACAAUGGGACCUAGAAAUAUUGGUUGGUAUUCAUUAAAUUUGAUCAGCAGUUCAAAACACAUAAUGACAUAUUGGAAGCUCAAUAAAUUAAAAAAAAAAAAAAAAGGAAAAAAAUGUGCUAUUCAAUAUAGUUAAAAAUGAUAAAUCUGAGGAGUAUGGAGAGGUUUUAUUAUCACUGUUAAGAAUACUUCAGGCAGCAUCUGGAAAUAUUUUAUGCAUUAGACCCCUAUGGAUUUAAUUUGGAAGUUUGAUGAAUUACCAUAAUAUCCUUCAAGGAUCAGCUGUUCUUUAGUACAUUUAUUUAAGUUUAUUUCCACCUAAAUCAUAACUUGGUUACAAAUUUGCACAAUUAGAACUUAAAAAGGACCUGAGAACCAGCAACCUGGUGAUUACUACCCACCAGUGGGAAAGGGUGCAGAAUUACAUAAUUUACACCUGCAGGUCCCUUUCUGUUUGCUGCGAGUUCCAUUUUAGCAAUCCGUAACCAGUAUGGGCAAUGAACAGAAGCAAAAUUUGGAAAAUUGAUUUAUGAGAAAACCAUUUGUUACAUACAGCUGGAAAAAGGAGGGCCUGUUUAAAGUCUAGGCUUCUGAAAGCUCAGCCCAAAGAGUUUUAAGUUUAAGAGGUGUUAAGGGAUGCAAGUGCAUUCACCUUUCUUAUAGAUUUAGGUCAAAAUUGGGGUCAAAGUCCUGAGAGCAGCUUGGGCAAUGGACACAAAAGCUACUGAAUGGAAGCCAGGCUGUGGGCACGGGCUGCUUCCUGGGAAGAGGUGGUGUGCUCGUACCUCAUUGUGCCUGAUGCUGGAUGUGGGAUAUGAGAGCACUAACUGGAGACGGAGCAGCCGCUGGAAGGGGGGAGCUCCUCGCUCUUGACACGCUCCUGCUCACACGUCUGUGCCCAAACUACUUGCAGAACUCCACUGAAGUCAGCAAGGAGGGCCUGGAGCAUCUGUGUGGGUGGAACAAGUGGGAAUGGCCUCGUUUGGAAAGGUGUUGAAUGCUGUAACUUUGAAUAUUGGGGAUAUUGGAGCUACGAAAAUGUAGCUUUUUUUUCCGUAGCAAAAUAUUGUAUUUGUUUUGAAAUGUGUGUUAAGCAACAGGACAUUGAUGUACAAUAGCACAAAAAUUGCCUAAGACAUGAACAGAAAAACAAAGGAUUUUAGGAUUAAAAAAAAAAAUGAAGGAAUGUGACUUUAACCCUGUCUAACUAUAGUAAAUCACAACGCAGUAGAAGAGUUUAUUAUAUAGCAUGUGUAGAAGUAGUUCUAAAUAGGGGAGCGCCAACCAGUAUUUUCAGUAUCUUGGCUCUGCAGAUUUGACACCUUACUUUUUGCAUACUGGAAUAUGUUUUUGGGAUUAUGUGCAUUUUUGUUCAAAAGCAUUUUUAAAAAAAUAGUUUUGGUAAAAGCUUUUAUUUUUACAGCAAAUUGUAUUUGGAUUCCAUUUUACCAGACAUCAGGCUUAUUCCCUUAUCUUUUAAAAGCAUAUUGACAUUGGUCUCAGUGGGAGCAAAUUUAAAUUUUGUGAGAUUCCUACAAUGAAUUUGCUCAAAUUUCUUCUUGAAAACCCAGAACGUAUAAAUGUGUAUGAAAUAAUAACCUCCCACAUUUCAAAUCUUUAUGUAAGAAUUGCACAUAAUGUGUGUCAGGCUCAUUAAAGGGUUUGUUAUGUAUUUUUUUUUAAUCCUGAAAUACAUUUGGUAUUUGUGAAUUUCUAGACAAAAGUGUAACAAAAAUGACAGACUGGUCACCAAUGGAACCAAAAUACUGUGUAGAUGACGUUUUUGUGUUAGGAAGUCUACUCGUUUUUUUUUCUCUGCUCCAGAAUGAAUGCACAUAUCAAAUGUACCUUCCUAUUGUCAUUCAUGCAUUGUUUGCAGUGUGCUCAUUCAAAACCAGCAGGGUGGUUUUUAUAAAUGAGACAUUGAAAGGUGGUUUAUCCUGUGUCUCACAAUUAUGCCAAAAAGGCAUUUUCAUUUUCUCCAAAUCCUAAAAGGUGCUGAAAGAUUUUAACUUGAAUUAAAACCAAAGAGUAUGUAAUUGGGAGGUUUUUAUUAUGCAACUAAAUGCUACAGAUACAGUGAAAUGCCACUUGUUUUUGCAACUUUCUUGAAGACUUUUCAUUAUUUCCUUCACUUUUUUUCCAAGGAUUCUUAAUUUCAGUAACUUUGCAUCUUUAUCUGAAGAGCUCUAAUUUAUAAUAUUCAGGCACUAGCUUUGUAUUCUUCAUUGCACUUUCAUAUUCUUGUGUUACAUGCCCGUAUUAUGGUUGCAAGUUUAUGUGAAAAUGACUUGAAUAAAAUGUUUCAAGCGUUCUA